GACUUUGCAAACGUAUGGCUAGAUUGAGAUUGUACGCAAAGUGCAGGGCAGGAGCCACAUGCUGGGAUAUCAUUCUGUCCACCAGCCACACUAUGAACACACUGGAGCUUAUUCUCUUCAGACAAGACCUGAUCUUUUCCCCAGAUAGACUGGGAUGGAGAGGGACACAAAUCACUUUACAGAAAAUAUAUUAAAUAUAGCCUUAGAGAUCAUCUUCCUGCUGACUGGAGAGACCUAUGGUCCUGUGAAGACAUCAAGUGAAUGUGUAACAUCUAGCAAUAGCCACUAUGUAUAUGGAGAAUCUUAUAGGACACAGAACCUUAUCACGGAGUCUUCACUUCAGUUACUUACACAUAAUAAAACUACUAAUGAGAAGAUCCUCGAACUCACCAACAAGAUCAUUGAGCUGAUGACUGGAGAGGACACAAACCAGGAGAACCUUAUACCAGAGCAAGCACAUGAUGAAGUGGUGGAUGUCAAUGAGAUGAAAGUAAAUAACGAGGAGAUAGACCAACAUUUAGAAGAGGAUAAUAGCUGCUUUAAUGCACCUGAAGUUGAACAAAACAUCACGGAGUGUCCAUCCAAUGACAACUUUGCUUUAAUAGAACCAGUUGAAAAUGACAGUGAUAGUGUAUCUACUGGUAGUUUGAAAAAUGACAAAACCACCAGUAGCAUCUCAAGUUGUGAAACAGAUCAGAUAAAUUCUAAAAAAAGAAGGAAGCACAUUUGCUCUGAAUGUGGCAAAGCUUUCCUGCGCGUAGCACACCUGGUUGUACACCAAAGAACACACUCAGGUGAGAAGCCUUUCUCAUGUUCAUCUUGUGGAAAAUGUUUUAUCAGCAAAUCACGUCUCGACCGACAUUGGCAAAUUCACACAGGAGAAAAACGAUACUUUUGCUCAGAGUGUGGAAAAAGUUUUUUUAAUAAUUCCCAUCUCCAAAUCCACCAAAGAAUCCAUAAAGGCGAGAAACCAUUUGUAUGUUCAGACUGUGGUAGAUCUUUUACAGAGCGUUCCAACUACACCCGUCAUCUGAAGAUCCAUACAGGGGAAAAGCCGUUUUCAUGUUCUGUUUGUGGUCAAAGCUUUGUGCAACUAAUUCAUCUCUUGGUGCAUCAAAAGAAGCAUGAAGUUGAAAACCAGUUUUCUUGCCGAAAAUGUAAAGAAUUCUUUCCUUCAGAGGAAGCCUUUCUGACCCAUCAAAAAGUCCACGACCAUAAACUGUAUUCUUGUCCUGAAUGCAGAAAGUGUUUUCUGAAUGUUGUUAGCUGGAUUAGACAUCAGAGACUUCAUACGGGUGAGAAGUUAUAUACCUGCCCUCACUGCAAAAAGCAGUUUAUAAAUAAAUCCCAUCUGGAAACACAUAAGAGAAUCCACACGGGGGAGAAGCCUUUUGCCUGUCCUGAAUGCAAGAAGCAUUUUAGUGAUAAAUCAGCUCUAAAUAAGCAUAUUGCAGCCCACAGGGGAGAAACACCCUUUAACUGCAACGAAUGUCCUAAAGGUUUUAAGCGGAAAGUGAGCCUUUUUUUACACCAGCAGCUACAUAAGGGAAAUAAAGUGUUUACUUGUUCUAGAUGUAGAAAAUAUUUUUCCAAUGAAGUUGAUCUACUGACCCACCAGAAGAUUCAUGAGGCUGAUAACCCAAUAUCUUGCCCAGAGUGUCAUAAAGUGUUUGUUAGUAAAGUGAGCUUAGUUGCCCAUCAGAAGCGUCAUAUUGGGGAAAAGCCGUUUUCAUGCUUAGACUGUGGUAAAGCCUUUAACGACAAGUCAAGUUUGGUUGCACAUCGGAGAGUCCACACAGGAGAGAAACCAUUUGCCUGUGCUGACUGUGGCAAAGUUUUUUCUGUAAAGUCAAAUAUGGUUCGCCACCAAAAAACCCAGACAGGAGAGGAACCUUUAACUUGUGCUGACUGUGGAGAAAUCUUUAGGUCAAAAUCAUGUUUUGACUUCCAUCGGAAAAAAAUUCAUACCGGCGUAAAAUAUUUUUCAUGUUCCAAAUGUGAAGAAAAGUUCACCAACAGGUUGAGCUGGCGUAAGCAUUGUCAGAUCCACAAAGAUGAGAAGAUUUACACUGAACUGCACAAGCAGCUAACAAUGUAUGAAUGCGCCAAGUGCAAAAAGAAUUUUAAUAAAAAGUCCAACUUAGUAAGACAUAUGAAAAUUCAUGACAAGAAGUAAUAUUUUGAGAUUACCAAUGUGAGACUUUUCAGUGUAAACAUUUUCUUAGACAGGUCCUCUAAUCUUAAAGGGACAUUUCCAUCAGAAAGUGGUAUUUUUUAAAUCAAUAAUAACUGAAAGCAUUUCACUUAGAAUUUUCUUUGCUGUUUUUCAUUUUGGCAAUACUAUGCCAUUGAAAAUGAAAUGCAGAAUGUUGUUCCUCUGUAGCAAACAGCACAAAUGAUAGAACCUUCUAAAUAGGUAACCAUCACAAGAAAAGAAUCUCUAUAGUCCACAGUAACUGUGUUUAUGCACUGGCCUGAUGUCUUAUGCAUCAACAGCACUAUUUCAGUGCUUGAGUGCCUGCUGGGAAGAUGUGCACCAGGGUUGCCUAGGCAACCAUGGCUUUUUCAGCAGAGACCGCUGACUAUCUGGAGAGCUCAGGCAGCAGGAUGCGUGGGUGAGCUGCUUUAACUACUCAUAUCUUUGGAUCUGGAGCUCCUAGAUAUAUUGUUUUGUUUGAAAGCUGAAAGUCUAAGCUUUAAAACAAGAUCAGGAUCACAGCAUUAUCUCCACUACAUUGGAAUGAUAGCAGGUUCGGGAAUAAUACCUGAUUUCUAUCCAAAGAUAUGAGUGGUUAAAGCAGCCCUCACUGUUUGUGACCUAAUUCAGAUGGAAAGGUGUUAAUGUGAUCCUCUCCUGAGAGUUUUUCCUAAUGUUCUAGGCACUUAAGGGGUAUACACUGGGUGGCCCUUUAUUCUUCCUUUUUUUUUUUUCUUAUGUAUGUCGCUAGUGUGAUCUCUGAACAUGUGGCCGCUUGCGCGUGCAGCUGGUGCAAUGGCCAGAGGGUCUCUGUUUCAAUAAGCAGAGGCCUGUAGCUAUUGUCCGUGAAUGGCAAGAAAGCCGAUCACGGACAUUACAGCCUUUAGAUGCCGUCAUCACGGCAUCUAAAGGAUGAAAAACCUGGAAGCGCUCUUCUGGGUUAAUAUCGGCAUCCGCGUGCUGCAAUCGGGGAUGGAGAUAAUUAAUUCUAAUAGACUACGAGACUCAGCAUAUUAGAGAAAUCUAUGUUUUUCUAUAUUUCCUAUGGGAGUAUAGAAAUAGUCUAUAAAAAACAAAGUAGUGGACAUUGUAGCCUCCUAGAGGCUCCCAAAAAAAAAGUUAAAUAAAAUAUAAAAAUUAAAAUCACCCGCUUUCCUUAGAAAAAAAUAAAUAAACAUUGUAGGCAUCAUUGUGUCCGAAAACACCCUUACUAUUAAAAUAUAAAAAUAUUUUUCCAAUACGGCAAAUGGCCAUCUUCCAUUUUUUUCAUCGCUUCUCUUACCCUCAAAAAUGAAUAAAAUGUGAUCAAAAAGACACACACACUCCAAAAAUGGUGUCAAUAAAAACUACUGAUCAUACCUGCAAAAAAUGAGCCCCCACACAGCACAGUAGACAUUAUUAUACAUAAGUUAUGGGGGUCAGAAUAUGGUGAUGUAAGAAAAAAAGUUUUUAUUUUUUUCAGUAUUUUGACAUAUAAAACCUAUACAUAUACCGUAUUGCUGUAAUCGUACUGACCCAGAGAAUAAAGGGCACAUGUCAGUUUUUCCAAUUCCAACCAAUUUGGAAAUGUUUUUCCCGCUUCCAAAUACAUGGUAUGCCGUAUUAAAUGGUGGCAUUAGAAAUUACAACUUAUUCUGAAAAAACAAGCCCUCAUAUGGAUAUGUGAAUGAAAAAAUAAAAGAGUUAUGGCUCCAGGAAGACAAAUGAACGAACGAUUAAACGAAACGAAAUUAAAACAAAAAAACUCUGGUAUUCUAAGGGUUAAUUAUACCAUCCACCGUUUAAAUGUUUUAUUAGAUUGUGCUUUAUUGAAGCUGCUUAAUCACCCCUGACCUGUGACCCCGGGAGCAAAGGGUGGCUCCAUAGUGUUUGUAUGUACUGUAGUAGCCCAGAGGGGAGAAUCGUGGAUGGUCGGUACAUCUCACUGAGAAUGUAUGCCUCAGUGAUAUAAUUCCCGGAAAUAAGUAUACCAGUAACAUUAAGUUGCUGGGAGGUUUUCAUUAAAGUGGAUUUUGGGUCCGGGUUUUAGGAGUGACCAGAGAUAUUGGGUGGGACAGGUCACUCCCAUACUCCAUCCAGGGUUUUCCUACAGUGUGAUUAAAAAGGCUAUGGGAAUCUCAGCUGGGGAGAUCAAGUGUGCACACACUAACUAAAGCUGAACAAGCUAAGAGGGAGGAAUUGGUCUCUGAAAGACCCCAGAGAGUGGUGAGAUCAUAUUGUUUUGUUACCCAAUUUGGAAUGAACACAAAAUGUGGAACUUUAUGUUAUGCAAUGUAUGUGGGCUGAAGAAAGCUUAAAGCUAAAGUUUGGACAUGUUUACUUUUGUUUGCUGAAAUAAACACUGCCUGUAGUAAAGACUAAACUGACACGUGUAUAUGUGUGCACAGUGAUAUAUAUAUAUAUAUAUAUAUAUAUAGUGUGGGGAUUCUCUCUGGUAGGCAAAUUAGCGGAUGCAGUACAAAGUCUUUGA
Molecule: messenger RNA, 4667 nt
Organism: Bufo gargarizans (Asiatic toad)
Lineage: Eukaryota; Metazoa; Chordata; Amphibia; Anura; Bufonidae
Product: gastrula zinc finger protein XlCGF57.1-like
Exons: 5
Coding region: 155-2176 (673 amino acids)
Source: RefSeq, a predicted model, not a curated record